This is a messenger RNA of Lactuca virosa, 1689 nucleotides long. The record is from the annotation of a GenBank genome assembly. Lineage: Eukaryota; Viridiplantae; Streptophyta; Magnoliopsida; Asterales; Asteraceae.
AUGAUGAAGCAAGAUGAAUCUGUUUUGAAGACACUUGAAAAGAAAACAACUCAAGAAAUCAGACAGAGUCCAAGAUUACAUAAAACAAAAACGAAAAAGUCGAUGAAGCAAGAAAAAUCUGUUUUCAAGACACCUGAAAAGAAAACAACUCAAGAAAUCAGACAGAGUCCAAGACUUAAAAUGAUUGAAUACAAAAAAUCUGUGACUCCUAUUAAAGUUGAAGAUAGCCUUGUAAAGAAAGAAUCUGAUGAAAAAAUAACAGAACAGAGAAAAGCUGUCAGAGAAAUGGGAUUGGGAUCUUUGCUGAGAAUUGCAACCAAUGGAAUUUCUGGGAAAUUGGCACGUUUUGUUGUGAAUUCAUUCAAUCCAUCAGAUAUGAAAAUCCAUCUACCUAAUGCAAAGAUAGACAUAACACCAGAACUUAAUAAGCCUGGAACUUGUAAGACAACAGUAUUGCCACAUUUGUUAGGCAAAACACCUAUGAGAGAAAUUGACUGGUGUGGUUUUAUAACCAAUUGCUUAAAAAUGUCAAAGACGACAUGGGAUGAAACCGAUAGAGGAAACUACUAUUGUGGGCCACUUCUUGUAUUAUUGCUAGCUUAUUUGGAGUUUAUGAGAAAUGAUAAGAAUGAAAAAAGACAAAUACAUGCACUACAUUUUUGGGAUUAUGAAAUGAUGAUGAAAAGGGAAAAAGCUGAGUUAAAGAGUGGUGACUUUGGAACUUUGGAAUGGAAUGAUGAUGUUAUAGAGAAUGAUGAAGAAUCCGACACCGAUGAAAAUGAAGAUAUGAAACUCGAUGAAUUGGUAUUCAAAGCGAAAAAGGAUUACAAAAAACUAGUGAAUGAUAAAAUGAAGUUUGGAAUGUUAAUUGAGUUUUCAACAACAAAAUUCACAGAAAGCGAUGAGUUGAAAGAUAUGAAGAAAGUCUUUGAACAAGAAUUCAUUUAUAAAACUCAAAAUGAAGAUGAUGCAAAAGGUGACAGGGAUGAAGAUGAAAAAAAAAGCGAAGAGAAUUUGAAUGAACAUGAAAUAAAGAAUCAAACAAUCAUGGAAGGAGAUGAAAGCAGUGAAGAUGAACACAUGAAGAAAGAAAUAAAAGAUGAAAAACUUGAUGAAGGAGAAAGUUAUGAUUCAGAAGAAACAGAAUGUGACAAUAAUAUCUUGGGAAUUGAAGAUGAUGAAGACAAAAAAAAAGAGAAUGAGAAGGUAUUUCAGACUAAGAGAGGGUAUGUGCUUGGAAGAGGAAUGAUUGAAACAAUGCAGGCAAGAUUAUGGGUACAUGCACAUGUCAUUGAUGCUUGGACUGAUAUUUUGAACUAUGAAGAAAAGCUUAAAUCAAAUUCUACACUGAAUCGGUAUUUCUUUGAUACAUCAAUUGUGAGACAGUUCAUAUUUGACAAAAAUAUCCCUUUCAAUCAAAGAUUUGAUAAAUUUGAGUCAAAUAUCAAAGAUGCAAUGAAAAAGGACAAAGAACUUCUGACAUUUGAAAAAGUUCACUUGGUGUUUUUACCAGUUCUUCAAAAAAAUCACUUUUACAUCAUCUGCAUAAACUUAGAGGAACCAACGGUUGAUGUCAUUGACAACAGGAAUUCAGUCGCAAAGUUUUCUAGAGCUUGUCGUGAUGCACCUAAUGAAUUGGUACUUGAUGAGGGUCAAUCACAAAUCAGCUUUAACUUUGGAGGGUGUUGA